Molecule: messenger RNA, 483 nt
Organism: Dichotomopilus funicola
Lineage: Eukaryota; Fungi; Ascomycota; Sordariomycetes; Sordariales; Chaetomiaceae
Exons: 1
Coding region: 1-483 (160 amino acids)
Molecular function (GO): carbon-sulfur lyase activity
Source: RefSeq, a predicted model, not a curated record
AUGGAAGUAAGAUGCCAAUGCGGCACCGUCCGCUUCACCACCCCGACCCCGGCCCCGCUGGCCGUCUACCACUGCCACUGCACCGAAUGCCGCAAACAAUCCUCCUCCGCCUACGGCACCAGCGCCAUCUUCCCCGCGGCCGGCCUCUUCCCCUUAUCGGCCGAGCUCGCCGCUGCCCUCGGCGUCUGGACGCGACCCACCGAUCGCGGCGGCGAGAUGGACUGCUACUUUUGUAAAAGCUGUGGCGGGCGCGUGGUGCAUCGCAUCCGGGAACCGGAUGGGACAGAGCGCGAUGUGGUGAGUGUUAAGGGCGGGUUGGUGGAGGGGUUGCGGUGGGAAGGGGCGGCGCAUAUUUUUACGAGGAGUGCGGUGGUGGAGAUUCCGGAGGGGGUUGAGAGGUGGGAGGCGGAGCCGGGGGAUGAUAGUAUGCCGGGGAGAAAAGGGUUGGAGGAGUUGAAGGGUGAUGGGGCGACUACGGGGUAA